Sus scrofa (pig) is the source of this 9067-nucleotide messenger RNA. RefSeq names its product Rac/Cdc42 guanine nucleotide exchange factor 6 (gene ARHGEF6). Gene Ontology annotation, molecular function: guanyl-nucleotide exchange factor activity; protein binding. NCBI's taxonomy places the organism in Eukaryota, Metazoa, Chordata, Mammalia, Artiodactyla, Suidae. Gene Ontology annotation, cellular component: cytoplasm; lamellipodium. Gene Ontology annotation, biological process: lamellipodium assembly; intracellular signal transduction. The record is from RefSeq and is a predicted model, not a curated record.
GCCAUUCUUCUAGCCUGUGCGUAUACACAGAGAUGGCUGACAGCAGGCACAGUCUUCAUUUGCUUGGCAUGGUGUCACCGAGCAACUCAACGUGUUUUGCAAGGAAGGACCGUGACACAUCACCUCGGUGAGACGGUAUGGGGACAUCCGGCCACCUCUUGGAAGACUUUUCCCAGCCUACCUUCCCUGAGCUGUGUUGUGCCAGCAAGCUCCCCACGAGGCUCAGAUCUGUCUGACCUAAGAGCCAGUUGGCAUCUUCCUCUUGACAGAAGCCAGAUUUUCACUGGGGCUAGACUAUUUAUUGACUGCAUUUUUCCCAGACUGGACCACGAGUAUCUCAUUUCCAAGGUCCCCUGAAGUGCCGGCUCACCUCUGUGUUCCCAGGGCUCUGGCUUCCUCCUCUCUCCUCCUGCCCAGCAUCCUCUUCACUUCCUUCCCUUACAGCUUCUUGAACCGUUGAGCUUUUUUUUUUUUUUUUGGGGGGGGUGUGUGUGUAUGUGUGUGUGUGUGUGUAUAUCCUUCUUCUUCUUCUUUUUUAAUCCUAAUGAAGUUGUUUCGCAGAUUUUGAAAACGAAGCCCAGUGUCAUCCAGGAUUGUUUUUUCCCAUUCUAUUUCCACAUCUCUGAGUGUGAUCUCUGUGGUUUAUAAGAUCCCAUAAUUGGAGUGGCUUCCACCCUCGCCUGAGAAAAGUUGUUUUAGAGCUUUGCUCUGCAAGCACCAGAAGAGAAGUCAUAAAAAGGAAGACAACAGCAGAUGCAAUCGCGGAUGUGGCUUUAGUCCUUGCAGCUGCCCCAGAGAGCUGUUCGGAGCAUACGGUCCUCAGUAAUGAAUCCAGAAGAGCGAAUCGUGACAUGGCUUAUCUCCUUGGGAGUAUUAGAUUCCCCCAAAAAGACCAUCUGUGAUCCAGAGGAGUUCUUGAAGUCCUCGCUGAAAAAUGGGGUAGUGCUUUGCAAGCUGAUCAACAGACUCAGGCCCGGCUCUGUAGAGAAGUACUGUCUGGAGCCCCAAACCGAAGCUGACUGCACCAACAACAUCAGUGACUUCCUGAAAGGAUGUGCCGCCCUUCAGGUGGAGGCCUUUGAUCCGGAUGACCUUUAUGCAGGGGUCAAUUUCUCCAAGGUUCUGAGCACUCUUUUAGCUGUCAACAAAGCCACAGAAGAUCAGCUCUCAGAAAGACCAUGCGGACGCUCCUCUGCUCUUAGCGCUGCUAAUAGUUCCCAGACAAGCCCACAGGGAGCAGUGUCUAGCGCAGCUCCAGGGCUGCAAAGGCAGUCAAAGCCCGGGGAGAUGACGGAAAAUGGAAGUCACCAGUUGAUAGUAAAGGCGAGAUUCAACUUUAAGCAGACGAAUGAAGACGAACUGUCCGUCUGUAAAGGGGACAUCAUUUAUGUUACUAGAGUCGAAGAAGGAGGCUGGUGGGAAGGCACUUUAAAUGGGAGAACAGGCUGGUUCCCUAGUAAUUAUGUCCGAGAAAUUAAAUCCAGUGAGAGACCUCUCUCCCCCAAGGCUGUCAAAGGAUUUGAAACUGCUCCUCUUACCAAGAAUUAUUAUACUGUGGUGUUACAGAAUAUCUUGGACACUGAAAAAGAUUAUGCUAAAGAACUUCAGUCUCUCCUUGUUACUUACCUAAGACCCCUGCAGUCCAAUAACAACCUGAGUAGCGUGGAGUUUACGUCUUUAUUGGGAAACUUCGAGGAAAUAUGCACCUUCCAACAGACACUCUGCCAAGCCUUGGAGGAAUGUUCGAAAUUUCCAGAAAACCAACACAAAGUAGGUGGUUGUCUCCUGAACCUCAUGCCUCAUUUUAAAUCUAUGUAUCUGGCCUACUGUGCAAAUCAUCCUUCAGCUGUAAAUGUACUCACCCAGCACAGUGAUGAUCUGGAACGAUUUAUGGAAAAUCAAGGUGCAUCCAGCCCAGGUAUUCUCAUUCUAACGACGAGCCUCAGCAAACCGUUCAUGCGCCUGGAAAAGUAUGUUACUCUCUUGCAAGAGCUGGAACGGCACAUGGAGGAUACGCAUCCAGAUCAUCAGGAUAUUCUGAAAGCAAUCAUAGCAUUCAAAACGCUCAUGGGGCAGUGCCAAGAUCUCAGAAAGAGAAAACAGCUGGAGUUGCAGAUACUUUCUGAACCUAUUCAGGCCUGGGAAGGAGAGGAUAUUAAAACCUUGGGAAAUGUGAUUUUUAUGUCGCAAGUCAUGGUGCAGUAUGGAACGUGUGAGGAAAAAGAGGAGCGGUACCUCAUGUUAUUUUCAAGUGUCUUGAUAAUGUUGUCUGCAAGUCCUCGGAUGAGUGGCUUUAUCUAUCAGGGAAAAAUACCAGUCGCAGGCAUGGUGGUGACCAGGUUAGAUGAAACGGAAGGCAAUGACUGCACGUUUGAAAUCACAGGUAACAUAGUGGAGAGAAUUGUGGUUCACUGCGGCAACAACCAGGACUUCCAGGAUUGGCUGGAGCAUCUCUACAGGCUGAUCAGAGGACCUGCUUCUUGCAGUUCGUUGUCUAAAACAUCGUCAUCGUCUUGUAGCGCCCAUUCCUCUUUUAGCUCUACUGGACAGCCCCGGGGACCCUUGGAGCCUCCUCAAAUUAUAAAACCGUGGAGUUUAAGCUGUCUACGACCUGCACCCCCACUUAGACCGUCAGCAGCACUAGGUUAUAAAGAGGUAUAUAAAGAGAGGAUGUCUUAUAUCUUGAAGGAGUCUAGUAAAAGCCCCAAAACGAUGAAGAAGUUUCUUCAUAAAAGAAAGACCGAAAGAAAGCCAUCGGAGGAGGAAUAUGUCAUCCGGAAAAGUACGGCUGCUCUGGAGGAGGACGCUCAGAUUCUGAAAGUGAUCGAAGCCUACUGUACCAGCGCGAACUUUCAACCAGGCCACGGCUCAAGUUCUCGCAAAGACUCCGUUCCCCAAGUCUUACUUCCCGAGGAGGAGAAACUCAUCAUUGAAGAAACCAGGAGCAACGGCCAGACCAUCAUCGAAGAGAAGAGCCUCGUCGAUACUGUUUAUGCCUUGAAAGAUGAGGUCAAAGAGCUGAAACAGGAGAAUAAAAGAAUGAAGCAAUGCCUGGAAGAGGAGUUGAAAUCAAGAAGAGACCUAGAAAAGCUGGUCCGGAGGCUGCUGAAGCAAACCGAUGAGUGUAUUCGGGCCGAGUCCAGCAGCAAAGCCUCCCUUCUUCCCUAACCAUCACCGUGCGGCUGGCAGAGUGCCUUGGCGGCGGCGGCAGAUGUCCAGCUGAGUGACCCGACUCAGCUCGCUCACUUCUUUGGUUUUUAUUUUGUAUCUUAGUCUCUCUCUCUCUCUCUCUCUUUCUCUCUCUCUGGUUGAGUGUUGUUGUUUGGUUAUUGGUUGGUUGGUUGGUUAUUUUUUUCGACAGGAGUAAAAGCCAAGUCUCCCCGGAGGCUUUCCCACUCAGUCAGAAAAGGAGGGCUAACGUAGGCAGAUGACUCCCAGGGUCCUCAGAUGGCCUUCCAUUCACAGUGCCUCUUUUCCAGCCAUCAUCCCCGGGUCGCUCUUGUUGGGCUGGCUGCUAUCCCAGCGCGGGCCAGCCCUGGCUUAUUAAACGUGAACCUGACUUUUCCCCUCAUGCUUUCCUGUACCUGGAAGCCCAUCAGUACCUCAUGGGCUGAGAGCAACACUUCCUGAAACUAGGGUAGGCUGAAAGACUAACCCAUUUGCCCAGCGGUCCAGCUGCCCUUCCCCGAGCAUCCCAUGUUAUCCUUUAAUGCACACUUUUUUAAAAAAAAAAAGACUAUUCUGUGUUGUCUGUAAGACCAAGAAAACUAUAGCGCCCUUCCUCCUUCCGUGUUGGUUUACAUUUGAACUCCGUGGGGCAGAAGCUCUGGUGGCCCAUGUCGGCGCCAGAUCCAUUAGCAGCAACUCUCUGGACAGUCCUCCCCUUCAGUGGCUGAAUAGCUCAUCUCUUCCCGGUGCAUGAUAGCUUUUGCCCCCAGACUUCUGCCUUGUGUGUAAGUUUUCUAUCUCCCCAGCGCUUUUAGCCAACCACACCAAGCGGUGUGUAAACUGGUAUGUGUGUGCUUUGCUUUUGAAAAAUAGACUGUGAGCAGUUACUUUUCUCUACAUCGCAUAUGCAAAUUGCGACUUCUCAUCCUUCACAACGGUCUACACUGAGGAGCUGCCGUGCCCUAGCAGACAGCAUGAAUUCACUUGAUGGCCCUCCCGGAUGGGCUGUGAGAAGCCGUACUAUUCAUCAGCCUCUUGGAGCCGGACUCUAAGCGUCAUUGGCAGACAUGUGCUGUUGGUCCAGUUUGUGCAGCUGGAAAGAAAGGGCCUCGCUAGUAGCUGUGCAGCGGUUACUAGUGAAGCUGAUCAUACGGAACCAGUUUACUCCAGGUGCUCAGCGACUCAAACCCUCGCCUUUGUAAGUAUCUCAGAAGCGAGAACUGUGAUAAACUGGGCUUAGAAGAGGGUCACGAUGGACAACACACAUCCAGAUUCAGCACGAUUGAAAGCGGGCCUGGAGCUCUAAGACAGAGCAGUGCAAGCCACACCUGUCUUUCCCGAAGACAGGUGGAAGUUUGGCCAGGUGGGAGAAAUGAUUGGAAAGAGAGGCCAAGAACAAUGGACUGAGUGGACUUGUCUCCCAGUUGCAUUUGAUGGGUGCCUAUCAAUGUAGGUUUGGCAAAUGUUGUUUAGAGACCAGACUGGAAGCUUGAAACCCCCAGCUCGCUAAGCCCUUUUCCUUUCUAGUACGGGGGUCGGGAAGGCUCCUCAGUUCCCAUAGCUCCAUGGUACGGGCUGUGGACCACUUGCUGCCUGGCAGAAAUCACCGUGUCCACGAGAAAUGGACUGGUCCUGCAGCCCGAGAUGAGCCAACCACGCACAGCCGUCUUUGGAAGCUGAGGACCGAAGAAGGUUGUGAGGGGUGCUGUCGUUCUGUUCUGAAGCCCAGCCGUUUAGAGAUGUCAUCCUUCGCCUCCAAAUUAAAAACGACAAUAACAGCAACAUAGAUCGUAGCAUCUGCCCUGCCUGUGGUUAGUCAGUGGCUUGCGAUUAUGUGCAAACUAUAUUCAUAGGAAACAUUUUUAGGAUUACACUGUAGUUGAUAAGGUAUAUAGGAUUGCUUACAACAUCGAAGGUCUUUAUCUUCAAGUGACGUGUACCUGUGCAUGUCUGGGGACUUGGCCCUUCGGACGAGAGGCCCUCUGGGUAAUGUCGCUUGUGCGGGGUGGUGUCCGUGCUCACACGCCACAAUCCUAUAAAGGACAUGAAGCCAUGAUAACCUGACAGCAGUGUCUCCAUAGUUGUGUUGUUUACAAUACUCUACACGUGGGUCCCUGUUACCCUGUAGCUAAACUGCUGCCCUUCGAGGCCUUUCAGUUCCUCUUCUGUCGUGUCCCUUCUUACACGAGCUUGAAUUUUCUAACUUGUUUUUAUUUUGAAGACUUUUAAAAUCGACAUUUUCAAUAAAUAAGAAUAACAAUGCUUUAUAAAAUAAGUCCUGUGUUUCUUCUUUUUCUCUUUCCUUUUUUUUUUUUUUUUUUUUUUUGGCUAGCUGAUAUGCAGAAAGAUUCGUCAUGCUGUGUCUGCUGCCUCUCCUGUUGCUCAAGUAUCCACUCUCAUCAGGCCCCUGAGCCAGCUUCUCCCUAUUUUGACUCAGAGCAGAUGAUAUUUGUCGCUCACUUGACAGAGCUAAUAGAUGCCACAAGACAGACCGCCAACUCCUCCAUCUCUCUCCCCCCGCCCCCACUGUCUGUACCUCUUCUCACCAUUUUCCUUCCAAUAUUAGAGAGAGAGAGAUUCAUUUCCCCGUUCAAGCUUUGCCCUUGAUCUUUGGUCUUGUUCCCAUCUCUCUUUACAUUUUGGAGGAUUUUGUCACUCGGUGAUGUGCUGUAUUUGGACUGCAGUUAGAAUGCUGGGGUCAGUGGUCAGGAUGAAAAUAUUUGCUCCCCUCAAGGUAGAUGCACUGGAUAGUAUCUGUUGUUACUCAGCAUCUACCUCUGCCCUCCAUCCCUUCAAAGGCUAAAAUAAUAAUAAUAACCUGUUCCAGACUCUCUUGCUGCUGGGAUUCUGGAUACAAUGUAGGUUCGGAUACAUUUUCAGUUCUGUGCAUGCGAUGCCUUUGCACAAUGUUUGAAAGGCUUCAGUUAGGCAGAGACUAACUUCCCGGGGCUUGGUGGCUGGCAGGGAGUUCCAAGGAUAUGUCUGUGGCUUCUGUACCCUGCAUUCCAGUGGAUUUACUCACGGCUUGGUGGGUGAGGGACUCUAGUGGCAGCAGCAUCUUCUGAAACUAGAUUUGGAUCACAGCUACUGUGCUAUGACCUUGAAACCAUUCGCCUAACCGAGGGCCCCUGACUUCUGCUUCUGUAGCCAGCAAUUUCGUAGGCACCUACUAUUACCUUUCUGCUUGAGAUGGCUUAAGUGGUUUUUAUUUCCCACACUGAAGCAAUAGCGAUAACAUGGCACCUCCCAUGCGCUAGACUCUGUACUGUUUUACAUGGUUAAGCUCCUGUCACCCUUGCAGAAACCCUUUGGGGUAUUCACUAUUGUUAUCCCCGUCUUGCAGUGGACAGAGGUAUAGUGGUUGAAUAAUAUGCUAAUAGGUGUGGAGCGGGGAUUUGAAACCCCGACGUGUCUGCCUGUCGAAUCCGUGCUCUUUCUACCGCAUCUCCUCCCCCGGACUUGGCACUUGGUACGUCAGCUUCUACCUCGGCCAUCUACUCUCUUGAGGUCACUGAUGAGCUCUUAUCGCCAAAGCCAGGGAGCACUUUCCUAUACUAUGGUGACCUCUCUGCAGUAUCUGACCCUUGAUAAAUCUCUUCCUUGGCUUUCAUGAUCCCAACUUCCCUGGCCUUCAUUCAACCUUUCUGACCAUCCCACAGUCUCCUUUGCUGGAUCUGCCUCCUGCCUGCCCCCUGAAUUUUGCUGGUCCUUGCACUCCUCUCCUCUUCUUCGCUAUAGCCCCUUCCUGGACAACCUUGCCUGCGCCUGUAACAUCAUUCAUCAAAGUGCUGAUGACGCCCUUGUCCGUGUUUUCCCAUCCUGACCUUUCUCUUGAGCCCCAGACCCAUGGGCGCAGCUACCUUCUGGUCAUCUCAGCUUGGAUGUCCUACUGCCCCUCAAACUCAGCAUGUCCCGAGCUGGUCUCCUCAUUCCUCCUGCCAGAUCUGCUCUCCCCAUGUGGCCUAGCCCAGCACACAGCAGCCCAGCCAGAAAAACAGGCAUUAUCUUGCAUUUGCUCCUCUCCUUCAACCCUGUAUAAAUGUAUCCCUUCGCCCUUUAUACACCCAGUCAUCAAGUCUUACCAUUUUUAUCUCUGUUGUAGCCCCAAAUUCCUCUCCAUCCUCCAUUGCCUAUUUUCGGCUCUUGUCGUUGCUCCCUCAAACUAAUUCUUGUCUUUGCCUUUUGGAGUCUGGCCUCUUUGGGGCUGGUAGAAUAAUUAUCUAAAAGAUCUGACUAUGCCAUGCACCGGUUUCAAAAGUUAACCUCUUGCUACUCCUUACCACACUCGGUAAAGUUUGAGCUCCUUGAAUUUCUCUUCAGUCCCAUAAUAUGCCAUUUGUCCUGCCUAGUGUCCCUUUCUCAUCCCCGUCCACCAAGCACAUUCUUGCCUUUGCAUUUAGAGUCAGCUAAAAUAUCUAUGUGAACUCAGGAUUUCUCAAACGCCUAUACAUGUGGGUCCAUGCAUGUGUAUGUGUAUAUUAUAUGGAUGUAAUAUGUAUGUUUGCAUGUAUUAGGAUAGCCAGAUAAAACCCAAGACGCCCAGUUAGAUAGGAAUUUCAGCUCUACAGUCAAAUGUUUUGGGUCUGGGUCAUGCCCCAAAUACUGCAUGGGAUAUAUUUAUACUAAGUUUUUCAGUGUUUAACUGAAAUCCAAGUGUAACGGGGUAUCCUGCAUUUUUAUUUGCUAACACUGACAGCUUUAGUAUGUCUGUGCUUGUACAUCUAAUAGCCAUGAACACAGCUAGUGCCCAGCACUUGGCUUCUAAACACUAUACUCUGCACUGAAAGGAACCAGGGCUCCUUGGAGAAAGGGUUGCCUCUGUGGCCGAGGCAGGAAAAGUACAGGGUGAAGCCAGAACAUCUUGUUCUGCCAGAAAGUAAUGCUCGGAAAUACGAUAGGGGCAUGUUACAAAGACACAGGUGCCAACGUGAAGAGGUUCUGACCGGCCAAAUAAGGGAACAUCUGAGCACCAAAAGAAAGACUGUAAUGGAUUAGAAAACAUUGGAAAAAGUAGACAUCGAUGCGUCCAUACUGAUACAUAUUAUCAGUAAGUGGGGAGAAAAGGCAGGCUCUUGUUGACAGUACCAUGCUGAGUGUUGACUGGUCAACGUGGAGAGAACUCUGGAGUUGGAAAAUCACCAUUUUGCAGCCAUCAUAGUAAAGACUGAUUCAGGCAGAAAUUAUCAUUGGAUGCUCAAGGUAAGGGGAAACUCUGAUGAUCAGCAAGCUACUUGCAUAGUCUUAAAAGUGUUUCCUCAAAGAGGGCUUACUAGUUGCCAGGUGGAAAACAGUAGCUAUAGAGACCGGACAGCACUUGAACUGGGUGAUCAAAAUUCACAUCAACCACGAGAGGCCCGUGGCCAUCCUGUGCCUCUAGAUAUGACACCCUGAGAAGGACACUUUUUAAGUAAUUUUCCAUCUAGGAAGGCAUAAUCUGAGUUUAACCAUGAGGAAACAUCAAAAGAAGGAACACUUUUUUUUUUUAUGGGGAAAGAUGGUUCCUAUGUUAGUCUAAAAGGUCAACGUCAUUAAAGACAAAGAAAGGGUGUGGAAAUGUUCCAGAUUAAAGGCGGGUACAGAGAUGUGACAACUAAAUGCAAUACCAACCCUUGACUCUGCAUCCUGUGCUGGCGGGGACACUGCUGUAAAGGGGGUUGGAAUCCAAAUGCAAGAUCAUUAUCAGUGUGCAGUUUACUGAAGUUGAUAACUGGCCGGUGGUUCUAAACAAGAAUAUCUUUCUUCGUAGGAAGUACACACUCAAGUAUUUCGGGGUGGAGGCCGUGGUCUACACGACUUACUCUCAAAUGAUUCAGAAACCAUUUUUUAUUUGUACUAGUCUUAUUUUUGCAACUUUUCUGUAAGUUGGAAAUAAUUUUUCAAUAAAUUAAAAAAAAAAAAA